UAAAUAAGCAUUUCACCUGUUGUAUUCAGCACAUGUGACAAAUAAGAUUUGAUUUCAUGGUGGGAACCACACCUGCGGAGAUGAUCCAUUCACCUACUGCGUCUCACAAAGACACGGCGAUUGGAACCAAAAAUGUCAUAUUUGGACUCAUCAGAUCAAAGGACAGAUUUCCACCGGUCGAAUGUCCAUUGCUCGUAUUUCUUGGCCCAAGCAAGUCUCUUCUUAUUGGUGUCCUUUUAAUAGUGGUUUCUUUGCAGCAAUUUGACCAUGAAGGCCUGAUUGGGCUCCUGAGUGGCGCACCUCUCUAAAGCACUGCAUUGCUAAAAGCAUCACUACAGACCCCGGUUCGAUCCCGGGCUGUAUCACAACCGGCCUCAAUCGGAAGACCCAUAGGGCGGCGCACAAUUGGCCCAGUGUCGUCUGGGUUAGGGGAGGGUUUGUCCGGGGUAUGCUGUCAUUGUAAAUAAUUAUUUCUUCUUAACUGACUUAAAUGUAACUAGGAAAGGUACAUUUAAAAAAAUAAUAACACAAAAAAUCCAUUAGGACAUCCUUAGUUCAACCUUCCCCUUAACAAGUCCAUCUUGCACUGGUCAAGAAUCCUGCAUAAAAAAACAUAUUUGGUCUAGCCUAUUAUUAAACAAAUUCUACUAAUAUCCUUGUGAGUGUGGACUGUAUUAUUAUGCAUACUAGAUGGACUGGUUACCUUAUUCUAUGCUCAAAUUCCUAUUCAUGAGUCUAGGAGAAAACGUGUAGGCCUAGACAAUGCUGUUGGUUCAUUGAUUGUGCAGUGUGGCUAAGCCUACAAUUAAAGUGAUUUUGAAUAGACUAGUAAUAUGGGUUUAAUUUUUUCAUAGGCUGACACAUUACCUUUUGCUACAGAAUAUCUCAUCACCAUACGUUUCCAUCUUUUCCUCUCUCUCAUUCCUUUCUCCAGUGCUCAGAGGGGCUGGCAACAGUUUAAUGACAUGUUUUUUGUUGUGAAAAUGUGUAACUAUCAAAGUUCUUGCACAGAGUUCACUAGCUUUCCAAAAUUAAGCACAAUUUCUGGAACAGGGUUGCAGAGCCCAUGGCAUACAGAGUUUGGGCAGAAUAUCAACUCUUGUCUUCACAUUACCAAGACCUUAUCAGCCCUCAAAAACUUCUAGUGAGGACUGGGGGUCAGUCUGAUGAACCAAACUACCCAAUAAUCCCCUCCAUGUAGUCUAACUCUCCACACACAGACACACGCACACAUGAUAUACAAUAGAUAUCAUAUUGAUUAUGUACAAUUAUAAGCAAUAUGCUUUAACUGAUUGAACAGACAUUGUUUUUGUACUCAUAUUUGUAAUAUGGAUUUCACAUAUGCCCUUUUGUGCUUCGAACCUCACCUGCUGUCACGUAUAGGCAGGGAGCAGGUGUGGAAGGAGAGUUUUAAUAACAAUGAUGAAAGGCAAAUGAGCAAAACAGGAAAAGCGUACUGAACAUGAAAACAAACCAAUAGUGCCCGGCGACUACGGGCUAAAUAAAGGAAACGUAAUCAAGGUGAUGAAGUCCAGGUGUGCGUAAUGAUGCAACAGGUGUGACGCCUGCACACCGUUUUUAAUAUUUUUUUUAUAUGUACUGUUUUGUCUUUCUUUUUCUUUUGUGCGAAUAAAUAAAUCUAAAACCGAGAGGCUGCAUGCUCCUCAAAUAGUGGCCUCCUUUCACUAUUCAAGUGCAUAUGGAUGAGAUGUCUUUAUUCCCCUGUUCCUGACCGAUGGGUCAUUCUAAACUAAUUUGACAUAUUAGACUGAGGCAAGCAACACAGCGCAAGCUUUUUUUUUGUGCUACUUUCUCAAAUCCUCAAUAAUUUAUAGUCGCAUCAUGCAGCACAUGUAUGUUUUGAUUUCUAAGACAUUCUAACUAAAGUUGCCAAGUAAGUCUAGCGUAUAGGACCUGUUUCAAAGUAUCCCUUUUAUGCUCAACAUAGCCACUUCAUAUGCGCACUUGCUCCGGAAUGGGAAAAAUAUCCUUUCUAUUUUAUUCAGCUAAGUUCAAUUACAUUCUUCUUACUAUAAAAUAUAUAAUAAUGCCAUGGGACUUAUAAGCAUAUCUUGUCUGCUAAAUGAACAAGCCUACAGCCUAUGUAAUGGCGCAUAGACAGAUAACAUACAGUAGGCCAACUCAUAUUCUGUUCUGUUCUUUGUUGUGAUGGUGUAUGAAAUUGAUUUAUUCAACUUUUUUAAAGUAGAUGUUCCAGCAGCUUGUAUGGGUUUGGCCGGGUUAGGGUGUGGCCGGGGUAGGCAGUCAUUGUAAAUAAGAAUGUGUUUUUAACUGACUUGCCUAGUUAAAUAAAAUAAAAAGUAAAUGCAUGGAGACCUAGAGAUGCUAAACGUGUUGAUAUUAAUUAACGGUCAAUUACUGUGAUACAAGCAGUCUUUGGCAUGACAAUAACCGGCUGACAAAAUGUCAUGACAGCCACAGCCCUAACUCAGGUUCACGUUGAAUGUUUAUGCUGUACUGGGGCCUUAUUAGGUCCCUGGAGUAAAGCGUUUGUGUGCCUCCAACACCUUUAAUUGGUAGAAUUCCUUAGAGUUUUGGACCUCAUUGUUCCAGAGCCUUGCAUACAGGUGAUAACAGGACCCUCUGGUGUCAGAAACUUAACCAAGUCAAACUAACAUCAUUAAAGAGUUGUACACUUACUCAGUAGAGACAAUAUAGUCUCAGUGACAUCAUUCACAGGGCACAGGUUGACUUUUGCUGAUGUAAUAUGCUCUUUAGGAAUCAUUCAGAGGUGAAAUUUAAAAAAAAGUCAGUCAUUUUUUAAACGUUCUUAUCCAGAGCGACUUACAAGUACUAUUAGGAUGAAGUGCCUUGCUCAAGGGCACAUCGACAGAUUGUUCACCCAGUUGGCACGGGGAUUUGAACCAUCGACAUUUCUCUAACUGGCCCAACAUUUUAACCGCUAGGCUAUCUACCACCCAUUUUUGAUAGUUUUGAUUAAUCUUGUUUUAUUUAUUGUAUGUUAAUUUUCACAAGGCAUCCUUGUAAAUGAGAUCCUGUUCUCAAUGGUGACCUCUCCUGUAUAAAUAAAAGUUUUUAAAAAAGUAUCACUAUGUAUUAGAUGUGUUUGACACCUUUUAAUUGGUAGAGUGAUAUACGUGUCAUUAUGACAGAGCCCUGCAUGUUUUGAAUAAUAUGUGAAUAUGUAAAUGUGUGACUUGUUUACUAACGUUCCAGUUUCCGUACAGCAUGUAAUAUGUUGUGUUGUGUAUUUGUAUGCUGACGUUUCUCAAUGAAUAUCCAUGUAAAUGGACAAUACAGUAUAUGGUAUUGUAGUGCUAACAGAACCCUCUGGAAUAUGACAGAACAACUAACUAGAUAAAAAAAAUUAUAAUAAUAAUUAAAGUUUAUUGCUCACGUACACAGAUCUGCAGGUUUUAUGGCAGGUGCAGUAAAAUGCUUGUUACCAGCUCCAAUGGUGCAGUAGAAUGUAUCGGACAUACAAUACAACAACACAAUUAAUCAAACAAGAAAUCAAUAAAUAACCAAGUAGAUAUAUUAGAGUGAGAAUAUCAAUAGGUGGUGUGUAUAGACAGAAUGUCAAUAGGUGGUGUGUAUAGACAGAAUGUAUGUACAGUGGGGUCCUAAACAAUUGACACCCUUGAUAAAGAUGAGAAAUAAUGACUAUAAAAUAAAUAGAACAUUUGUGAAAUAUUAUUUUAUACUAAUGCAAUUUUCUAAAAAAGAUAAGGGUAAAAAAUUAUUGAGACUUUUUAAAGAUUCUUACAAUAACGUAGUCAAACGGUUAGUAUUUUUAGUACCAUAUUCCUAGCACGCAAUGACUAAAUCCAGCUUUUGACUCUGCAAAUGCAUCCAACAAGUUUGUAGUUUGUUUUGGUGGUGUUUCAGAUGAUUUUGUGCCCAAUAGAAAUUAAUGGUAAAUAAUGUAUUGUUAUAUUGGAGUGUCGCUCGUGGUAAAUAAGAAUAUAAUAUGUCUCUCAACACUUCUACCAUGAUCUCGUAUAAUACUGAAUUAGUUGUGAAUGAUGAUGAGUGAGAAAAUGUAAUAUGCACAAAUAUCAUACCCCUCUAAAAAUGCUAACAUCCCCUGUUAUUGUGUUGGUUAGAGGUUAGCAUGUCUUAGGGGUAUGAUAUUUGUUGCAUCUGCAACUUUCUCAGUAAUCAUUAUUCAUGAUUCAUUUGUAGUCACAAGCUUGAUGUAGUCAUAGCAUGGGACCAAAUACUUACGUUUUUACUGCUUUAGUACACAUAAGUGAAUUUGUCCCAAUACUUUUGCUUCCCAAAUUGGGAAGACUGCGUACAAAAAGUGAUCUAAUUUCUAAACGAUUCAACUGAUAUGGAUAUGGGUGAAAAUACCCUCAAAUGAAAGCUGCCAACCUCAUAGUCAUUGUCUGUUUCAAAUCCAAACGUUUGCGGUAUAGAGACGAAAUAAUAAAAUAUGCUUUACUGUCCCAAUAAUUACGGAGGGCACUGUAUGUAACCCCUUUUAACUAAAAAUCAAAUCAAAUCAAAUUGUAUUUGUCACAUACACAUGGUUAGCAGAUGUUAAUGCGAGUGUAGCGAAAUGCUUGUGCUUCUAGUUCCAACAAUGCAGUAAUAACCAACUAGUAAUCUAACCUAACAAUUCCACAAUUACUACCUUAUACACACAAGUGUAAAGGGAUAAAGAAUAUGUACAUAAAGAUAUAUGAAUGAGUGAUGGUACAGAGCGGCAUAGGCAAGAUGCAGUAGAUGGUAUUGAGUACAGUAUAUACACAUAUGAGAUGAGUAAUGUAGGGUAUAUAAACAUAAAGUGGCAUAGAUUAAAGUGGCUAGUGAGACAUGUAUUACAUAAAGAUGGCAAAAUGCAGUAGAUGAUAUAGAGUACAGUAUAAACAUAUACAUGUGAGAUGAGUAAUGAAGGGUAUGUAAACAUUAUAUUAAGUGCCAUUGUUUAAAGUGGCUAGUGGUACAUUUUUACAUAAUUUCCAUCAAUUCCCAUUUUUAAAGUGGCUGGAGUUGAGUCAGUAUGUUGGCAGCGGCCGCUAAAUGUUAGUGGUGGCUGUUUAACAGUCUGAUGGCCUUGAGAUAGAAGCUGUUUUUCAGUCUCUCGGUCCCUGCUUGGAUGCACCUGUACUGACCUCGCCUUCUGGAUGAUAGCGGGGUGAACAGGCAGUGGCUUGGGUGGUUGUUGUCCUUGAUGAUCUUUAUGGCCUUCCUGUGACAUCGGGUGGUGUAGGUGUCCUGGAGGGCAGGUAGUUUGCCCCGGGUGAUGCGUUCUGCCGACCUCACUACCCUCUGGAGAGCCUUACGGUUGUGUGCGGAGCAGUUGCCGUACCAGGCGGUGAUACAGCCCGACAGGAUGCUCUCGAUUGUGCAUCUGUAGAAGUUUGUGAGUGCUUUUGGUGACAAGCCGAAUUUCUUCAGCCUCCUGAGGUUGAAGAGGCGCUGCUGCGCCUUCUUCACAACGCUGUCUGUGUGGGUGGACCAAUUCAGUUUGUCCGUGAUGUGUCCGUGAUCGCUACAUCGUACCCAUAUGCCAUAUGACACUUUUAUCUAAGGGUCUUGGAUUGAACCCACUAUCCUGGUUUUGCAAGUGCCAUGGUCUACCAACUGAGCUACAGAGGACCCGUUAUUGUUGAUUGUCCAUCUUGAGUAACGGUAGCAACCUUUCACCUUCAAAAUUGUCAGAAUUAAGAUAAAUCAAGAAAUCUGUCAUUAAUUCAGAAGUUUACAUCUAGCUAAGGUGUUUGGUGCAGUAUUUCUCAAGAAAAAAAAAAAAAAAUUGCAUGAAAACAAUAGUCAGUGCACUGCAGACAGUAUUGAGUCAGCUGCUGCUGCGCUCAUGAUGGAUUUCUGAGAACAUGUCUACAACUUCAUCAGCAGGCUGUCAAACUGUAGUAAAUAAAGCACAAUCUAUAUGCUGUUUAUCAAUGUGGAAAAUCACUAGCUUGCUAGCUAAGUUCCAUCCCUGUGAAUUGUCAAUGACGCUAGCUAGCAGCUAGCAGGAACAUUGAACAUCUAGGCCACGUUAGCUAAGUCAGCUAACUUUGUCACUUUCUAUUAUAAAGUCGCUGUUAUGAAGCUAGCUAGUAACACUUUGGACAGCUAGAUAAAUCAAGUUAUAAAGUCUCUGCGGAAUGGCGACCUCUCCGUUUUGACAACGUUCUCAUUUUCUAUUACUGUAUGCGUCUGUCUGGCAGUGUUUCAUGUUACAAAACAGGUUGGGGCGUAACACAAGAUGCUCACAAAUGGGUUUUGAAUUUUUAAAUAUUGACAAGUGGCAGUUGGGAUGCAAGUGCACAUCGUCUCAAUUGUCAUUUUGACCAAAUCAGUGGCAGACUGGAGUGAUCCCUAUCAAACACAUCAACAAGUGGCCACUCCAUAAAGGGCUUAGGUGUCAAGUGUUCUUUCAACAGAACAUUGGUGAUGUAUUGUCUUAUGUGAACAAGUGCGUGUUGUCUAUUGUAAACAUGUCUGAGGUGCUGCAGGUCUGUCUCACUGUUCUGUCUCACUGGUUCUGUCGUAGGAUUGGUUAGAGCGCAAUAAGUGCAGCUGUUUCUCCGUGCAUGACAAAUCUGGCGUUACCAUCCCCUGUUAGUGGGCAGGACUCAACUCAACAGUUAAAUAUACAAGUGAUCUAGGAAAAUAACAGGUUACUUAAAUCUCACAAAUGUCUGUUUUGGAAGGAAAUGGUGUGAGUUUUUGUCACAACCCGGUUCAUAGGAAGUGACAAAGAGCGCUUAUAGGACCAGGGCACAAAUAAUAAUAUAAUAAUAAUAAAUUAUUUUGCUCUUUAUUUAGCCAUCUUACAUAUAAAACCUUAUUUGUUCAUCAAAAAUGGUGAAUAACUCACCACAGGUUAAUGAGAAGGGUGUGCUUGAAAGGAUGCAUAUAACCCUGCAAUGUUGGGUUGUAUUGGUGAGAGUCUGUCUUAAAUCAUUUUCCACACACAGUCUGUGCCUGUAUUUAGUUUUCAUGCUAGUGAGGGCCGAGUAUCCACACUCACAUAGGUAUGUGGUUGCAGAGGGCAUCAGUGUCUUACCAGCGUGAUUUGGUAGUGGCACAGGCCGUGACAUCUGGUAGCGGCUUCUGAAUAAAUUACAUUUUCACAGAAUCGCUUGUUGCAAUUUCGAUGAGGCUCUCUGGUUCAGAUAUCGGUAAGUGGACUGGAGGCAGGGUAUGAAAGGGAUAACGAACCCAGGUGUUUGUGUCGUCCGUUUCGGGAAAGUACCUGCGUAAUUGUGCACCCUGCUCACUCAGGUGCUUCGCUAUAUCACAUUUAACAUUGUCCGUAAGCUUGAGUUGCACACAAAAAAUCAUACAAUGAUGGAAAGACCUGUGUGUUGUCCUUGUUGUUGCAGACAGAGAAGACUUCUUAAUCAUAGCCUCAAUUUUGUCCCACACAUUGAAUAUAGUUGCGGAGAGUCCCUUUAAUCCUAGAUUCAGAUAAUUCAGGUGAGAAAAAACAUCACCCAGCUAGGCCAGUCGUGUGAGAAGCUCUUCAUUUGAUUUCGCAAAGCUAUUGUUUUCAACAAAUUAAAAAGUUGGAUUCCAUCUCUCUUUGUUUUCUUUUUUUGUGUCAUUUUUAAGUUACAAUUUAUCCCUUUUCAUCCGUUUUCUGCCACUUACCAAUUCCUUAAUUAAUCGAAUAAUUUAUGCUUUCUUUUAUCCAUGGUUCAAAGUGACAGCUAAACAUAUUUUAACUCUGAAGUUAAGGCGUUCAUAGUUCCUAUGUUUUUAUUCCUAAAUUUGACAAACAGGUUUGAUAUAGUUAUAUUAUGCAAUUGUUGUAAUUGCUUCUUUCAUGUAACAGUACACUGACGUGACUUAUCUCAGUGUUGUCGUCAUAGAUACAGAAUGUUUUGUCUGGAUUGUAAUGACUUGGAGAAGGCAUAAGAAGGUAUAAGUUUGUUUUAUAAAAUACAUUGUAGUCAUUUUGGGUUGUAUAUUCCAAAUACCAACGUCUGUUGUUGUUCUAUGUUAUUUCAUGAUAAAUAGUAUGUAAGUAUUCUAAAAGUACAUUUUGAGGACGAGUCAUUAUGUAUGUUUAACAUCGUUCAACGCAGACGUCGCUAGAGACAGUUGGGGCUCUGUCCCUAUUGAGGCCAGGAGGGGCACCAGCUUCAGUGGUGUCCGGUGCGUCCCAACCGCGCCCAUUGGGAUCCGGCACAGUUACGCACAUCACAGCACCCCUCACCCUCACCGUGGGACCCAUGCACCAGGAAAGCUUUCCCUUCCUCAACAUCACCACACCUGUACAUGAAGUGAUCCUCAGCUCCAACUUCAUAACCCCACCAUCUCUUGGUCGAAAAUGAGAAUCACCUCCUGGGGACUAGGAUGCCGGAGGACCUGCUUUUCCUCACCCUUUGGUUCCUCGUCGGUGGUGGGUCCUGUGUUUGUCCUUCAGCCCAUUAAACUGUCCUCCCAUAUUGUUGGCCCUGUGUUUUGGGACUUUGCCCACUAUGUCAACUCAUGUUCCAUCACCCCGGCACGCUCCAGCAGAGAAACUACUUCCUGUGCCUCAGCGGCCUUGGUCACAUCUGUCCAUAGACUUUGAAUUGGGGACCACGGUCGGAAACAAUGUCCUCCGGAAGGCCAUACUGCCGGAAGACAUGCUGGAAUAGUGCCUCAGCGACCUGUAGAGCGGUAGAUGGACCAGAGAGAAGGAAAAAAAUUCAGAGAAUCUCUCAACAACAAUCAAAAUAGUGCUAAAACCAUAAUCAAGGGGUGAUUGGGUCAGAAUACAGUGUGGUUGUUCUGAUGUCUGACAAAUAGUAUUUGUUCCAAUGAUUUAACUGAGACAAAGUGUCCAUCAACUUGAAGAAGUAUGGUUCAUAAUUUUUUUUAAAGUCUAUGGAAUGUUCAUUUGGAAUGGCACUUCAUUUUGACUGCAUGUGCUAUAGUGCAUAUGUAACAGUUUAGCUUCUGUCCCUCUCCUCGCCCCUACCUGGGCUCGAACCAGGGACCCUCUGCACACAUCAACAACUGCCUCCCACAAAGCAUCUUUACCCAUCGCUCCACAAAAGCCGUGGCCUGUGCAGAGCAAGGGGAACAACAGAGCGAGUGACGUCACCGAUUGAGACGUUAUUAGCGCGCACCCCGCUAACUAGCUAGCCAUUUCACACCGGUUACACAUAUCCCAUACUGCCCUACAAAGGCAAAACGCAGUAACUAUGUAAUUUAUUUUACUGCAAAAUCUCAAUUCAAAGUCUUUUUCUGUCUAGACAGACACCAAUUUCUGAUACUCCAUGAUAUAUUCUGAUCAACUGGCUUGUUCUUGUGUCAGGAAACAAAAUACCACAUUUAUCAGAUAAUAUACCUGGCUAUUACAUCAGAUCAAAUUCAUAGUUACUGGGUUUUGCCUUUGUAGGUCAGCACAAACAUGCCAUUUCAUCAACUUCCCUACUGUCAACUUUCCUAAACACUGACUAGCUGACAUGUGGUGUGCCAUCAUGUCUCCUGAGGUUCUGGAUUAUGUUCCAAACUGAGCACUGACAUCACCCAAACCAGUUAGUCUGCACAGUUAUCCUAUUUCCCAUUUAAGAAAGUAAAAUAGCCUUUGAGUGACCAAAACAUCACCCAUAUUUUAAUAUCCCCAUUAAAAUGCUCAGUUAUGAAAAUGUACUUUUUAUCUCAUCUCUAACUAUCAUUAAGGCUGAAGGACAGGCUAGCUGGGCACAGCAACAUCCAAUCCUGUCAUAUAUUACAUCAUGCUUUCAUUAAUGAUUUGUUUAUCAAACAUUUUGUUCAUUUGUGUGCUCACGUGCGUGUAUGUGUGCGUGUGGAGACUCCUGGGAGGGGUGUCUGUCAGUAACUCAAUGAUAAAUAGAGAGGUUUUUCUCAGAGUUUGUCAGAAGUCGGACCUGACAGGGUCACACCCAGGACCAAGCAGGAGAAGGACCUCAGCAUUUUGACCUUUUAUUACAAAUGGAGAAACAUGAAGAUGUUCAAUACUGUUUUCAAGACGGAAACUCUUCCUGCAGAAAGGUUUUGCUAUCGACAUCUAUCUACGUAACAUUGUACAUCUUCUUCUCGUUGAUUUCAGCGGUUACAGUAUUUUUGAACGUACUGGUGAUCAUCUCCAUCUCUCACUUCAAGCAGAUCCACACUACAACCAACCUGCUCAUCCUCUCUCUGGCUGUGUCAGAUCUCCUGGUGGGACUGAUUGUGAUACCAGUAACGACUGUAGCAUUAAUGGAAUCAUGCUGGGAUUUUGAGGAAUAUUUCUGUGUGUUUCAGAUCUACAUUACUUUCUUAUGUACUUCUUUAUCUCUGGGCAAUUUGGUCUUGAUAUCUAUUGACCGCUAUGUUGCUGUGUGUGAUCCCUUAUUGUACCACUCUAAAAUAACAAUAACAAGAAUGAUGUGUUGUAUAUCCAUUACCUGGUGUUGUUGUAUCAUAUACCGUGCUGCUAUUAUAAAAAACUUUGUAAAUGUGCAGGUACCCAGUAGGUGUUUGAAUGAAUGUUUUAUUGUUGAAGGAAUAACAUGGGGUAAUAUCAUUGACCUUGUAUUUACAAUGGUUGUCCCGUGCUCUAUUAUUAUAACACUUUAUAUGAAAAUCUUUGUAGUGGCCAGAUCACAGGCCAGUAAGGUAUUUUCAAAAGAGGCUGCCAGUGUGUCUGGUGUUAAAACUGUACAGGCUAAUAAGUCUGAGAGAAAAGCAGCAAAAACUCUAGCUAUUGUUGUUUUCAACUAUUUAAUUUGUUGGAUUCCAUUUUUAUUUUCUUUCUUUUUGUAUUUUUUAAUUGACAGUUUAUUUUCAGUUAUGAUCAUCGGCUUUCUGCCACUUGCCAAUUCCUUAAUUAAUCCAAUAAUUUAUGCUUUCUUUUAUCCGUGGUUCAAAGUGACAGCUAAACGUAUUUUAACUCUGAACUUUUAAUUUAUUUUUAUUUUUUAUCCUUUAUUUAACUAGGCAAGUCAGUUAAGAACAAAUUCUUAUUUACAAUGUCGGCCUAACUUAACUUAAGGCAUAAAUAUAGUUCAUAUGUUUUUUGACAAACGUGUUUGAUAUAGUUUUGUAAUACAAUUGUUGUAAUUGCUUCUUUCAUGUAACAAUACACCGACAUUACUUAUCUCAGUGUUGUCAUCAUACGUGUGGUGUUGAUACCCAAUGAUUUGUCUGGAUUGGAUUGGAAUGACUUGGAGAAGGGAUAAGAAGGCAUAAGCUUGUUUUAUAAAAGACAUUGUAGUCAUUUUGGGUUGUAUAUUCCAAAUACCAACGCCUGUGGUUGUUCCAUGUUAUUUAAUGAUAAAUAGUAUGUAAGUAUUCUAAAAGUACAUUUGGAGGACGUCAUGAGUCGUUAUGUAGGUUUAACAUCACCCUCUAGUGGCUCAUUUGGGACACAAUGCCUUCAACAAGUGCAGUAAAAUUUUAAUGUACAAUAUGCAUGAUAUCAGAUAAUGGACAAGUCUAUCUCAAUGGUAUAUGUAAGUAGUCUAGGGUAAAAUGCAAGAAUAUGCAAAUAUGUGUAACACUUUAUAAUGUUCAGUAAUAAGCCAUUUGUAAGGCAUUUACAGUUUGGUCACCAUUUAUAAUUACACCCACAUUUGUUAAAUGUUAAUCAGCUUUGUAUUCUCACAUUUAUAAAUACCUACUAUAUGCUUUAAUUAUUCAACACAACAGAGCAGGAAACCACAGCAGACACUUCAACCUCAACAUACUGGGUAUUAACACUACCACUACUCUCACUACAUCACUGCUGCCAGGUCAGGGGUCACACCAGAGCAGCUCUCUCAGAUGCUGUUUACUCUGAAUGUAUAUAGAGAGUGCUGAAACUUUAUAAUUUUAACAUUUACAUUUAAGUCAUUUAGCAGACGCUCUUAUCCAGAGCGACUUACUAAUAACACCUUGUAUUAAAGCAUUUAGAAUGGAUUAGUAAAUAGUUAUGUAUCAUUACUCCCGCAUUUGUUCUAGUAAGCUAGUUAUUCACACAUGUAUAUACAACUUUUAAAGUAUGUAAUAAUGAUUCAUAAGAUAAUUCAUCAGAUAUUUAAUAAAUAUCUUUAUAAACCAUUUACUGAUUAUUAGUAAAGUCGUUUUGCAGUCCCUAAUCUAAAGUGAGGACUAUUCAAACUUUCUUAAUAAUUUAAAUGUUUGAACAGAGACAAGUGUAAUUUAUGACAAGAAGAUGGACAUGCUAUUGGUAGACAUUCCAGCAGGACCUGAUGCUCCUUAAGUUCUCACAAUGACCUAGAACAAAUCAAUGGUUAAACAAUAAGCACACAACACAGAGGAUGUUAAAGGAAAUAUAUUGAGUAUUUUAUUCCAAAACAGUCACACUGUUGUAGUAGUGUGCUGAAGGAAGUAAUGUGUUUGUCUGAAAAUGCUGACAUUCGUGUUUUUUGGCAGUGAUUAUCAAAUACCAAAGUGUGGAUUGCAGUCACUCAUGAGAGCAGUUCAUAGACUGAUUACUGGGUAAGGGAACCAAUAUCUAAAUACAUCAUUUAACUGAACAUUACUUUUAAAGGGUUACUACCUUUAAUACACUACAAGUGAAGUUGUCCAAAUACUUAUGACUUCUUCAAAUGGGAGGACUAGAUACAUGAGGUGUUUUCAUUUCUAAACGGGAAAACAGAUAUGUAUGAAAAUACCCUCAACUAAAAGGUGACAUUCUAUGAUGUCACCUCAUAUGCAACAAUUGAUCUCAAAUCCAAAAUGCUGGAGUAAAGAGCCAAGUUUAAAAACAGUUUUACUGCAGAGUUUUACACCCACUGGGCACACACUGGUUGAAUCAACGUUUUCUUUUGAAUCAACAUGGAGUAGACAUUACAUUGACGUCUGUGCCCAGUGGGCAGAGAUUGUUUUCAGUAUGUACAGUGGCCAUAGGAGGACAGUAUAAUUCACAAUCUGUAAAUGAGUGGGAUAACUAGACUCAUUCUAUAUGAAAGAGAAUUAUGUCUGUUCUAUACAGUCAAUUUCUAUCUGAACUUUCUGUGUAAGGUGAAAAGUGUGUCUGUGCCAAACUGAGAAGAGACCAUCUGUCUGAACAAUACCAGACUUCAACAACAGGAGACUCCCUGAAUAUGUUGGUCUUAUUUCGAUUGAUGAAAAAAUAUGCACAAAACAUGUAAAAUCAAACUUUCCUUAUAUUUACUCCACCUACCACCCACACCCUUCAAGUUAACCCUAACAGUCCUGAGGCUCCAGGAAGCUGAGGCUCCAUGGUCUGCAGGAUGGCGUGGUUGGUGCCGUUCAGUCUCUCGCUCAGCGUCAAUGGGCACUCUCCGUGGAGGAAGUUGGCCAGGUAGCCCUGUGGAGAGAUUAUUCAAAUU
Messenger RNA from Salvelinus fontinalis (brook trout), 13238 nucleotides. RefSeq names its product trace amine-associated receptor 13c-like. Gene Ontology annotation, biological process: G protein-coupled receptor signaling pathway. The record is from RefSeq and is a predicted model, not a curated record. Gene Ontology annotation, cellular component: membrane. The transcript has a single exon. Gene Ontology annotation, molecular function: trace-amine receptor activity. Lineage: Eukaryota; Metazoa; Chordata; Actinopteri; Salmoniformes; Salmonidae. Bases 9892 to 10845 code for a protein of 317 amino acids.